AAACAGCCAGCCAGCCAGUGUCAGUGCGCACUCAAACCUCGAGCGGUGUGGACGAGCAAUCAGGGCUCCUCUCUGGCUGCCACCCGCCUCACUUCCCCCGCCUCUCUGCCACACACCGGGGCGGGUUUGCCUCUCAGUGCGUCUGUGACUGGAAGCACGGGUCCUGUCACGCCAGUCCCCCGUGCCCCGUGGCUUGUGUUCACUUUACUAGCAGCACUACAGAGGAAAAAGAUAAUUUAAUAGAUUUAGCGUGUGUGUCGUCUUCCGCUCCUGUACCUGCUGUCUAUCUCGUCCUUCUCCUCCACUUAAGGAUAUGGAGGUCUGAAGGAUUCCCAGGACAUAUCAUGGACUACACAGGCUAAUGCGGUGGGCGGUGAUGGUGGGCGGAUAGCCUCUGCAGCAGCAGCAGCAGCAGCAGCAGCAGCAGCAGUCGGCGCCAGGAUGCCGCGGGUGUCGCUGCGGCGCGGCCUGCUGUACCUGUCGGCGGCCACCACCUGCUCCCUGCUGGUGGUGACGGUGCACCAGCCCGGAGGCGCCUGGCUCAGCCCCGCGCCGCCGCCCUCCCAGCUCACGUUGCCCCGCGCGCCGCACCUGGACCACCCCGUACUGGAGCUAGAUGACGGGGCGGAGGCGCGGCCCAGCGCUGACGGCGACGGCGACGGCGAGGAGCAAGGCGUGGCACACGCCCUGCUGCCUAUGCCGCGUCCGCGCCCACUGCUCAACGUGACGCUGACCACGCUUCCGCCCGAGCAGCGCCCCUGGUACCUGGCGGGCGGGAGACAGCGCCCGGAGGUGCCCGCCGAGGGCGACCAGUGGACGCGCACGGCGUCGCUGUGGCCCGACGAGGACUCUGGCGACCGUAUCGUGGAGCAGCUCAUGUUCCGCCCGCCGCUGCCGCCGCCUCUGGAGGACCACCCGGACCCCGCCGCGCCGGACCGCGCGCCACCCACCUCCAAGAAGAUCCUCAUGUACAACGGCAUGAACUCGUGGGGCCUGAAGGCGGGGCGCGGCCAGUUCCUCAAGCUGCGCUGCCCCGUGGACACCUGCGUGCUGACGGGCAGCAGGUCCGAGCUGACCACCGCGGACGCCAUCCUGUUCAAGGACCACUUCAGCAUGCCGCCGCACGCGCGCGACCCGCGGCAGGUGUGGGUGAUGUUCAUGCUGGAGUGCCCGCUGCACACGCAGCACUUCACCAACAGGGACGUCUUCAACUGGACCGCCACGUACCGCCACGACUCGGACAUCGUGGCGCCCUACGAGAAGUGGGUGUACUACGACCCAGCCGUGAGGCAGAAGCCGCAGGAGGUGAGCUACGCCGCCAACAAGACCAAGCAGGUGGCAUGGUUCGUGUCCAACUGCGGCGCGCGCAACAACCGCCUGCAGUACGCCAAGGAGCUGGCCAAGUACAUCGGCGUGGACAUCUUCGGCGCCUGCGGCACCAAGCGCUGCCCACGCUCCAACUCCGCCCGCUGCUUUCAGAUGCUCAACAAGGACUACAAGUUCUACCUGGCCUUCGAGAACUCAAACUGCCGAGACUACAUCACUGAAAAGUUCUUUGUCAACGGCCUCAGGGGCCUUCCGAAACAAACAAGCCAUCACAUCCUGCCGAUAGUGAUGGGGGCGCACCCUGACGACUACGCCCACCAGGCCCCUGAGAAGUCCUACAUUCACGUGGAUGACUUUGACUCUCCCAAGGAUCUCGCAGACUACCUUCACCUGCUGGACCAGAAUGACGACCUUUAUAACGAGUACUUCAGGUGGAAGGGAACCGGUGAAUUCAUCAACACUUACUUCAUGUGUCGCCUGUGCUCACUCCUUCAUGACGAGGGGCACCAGCAACACUAUGAGGAUAUCAACCACUGGUGGCGCGGCGGUGGCACCUGCAUCAACGGGUCCUGGAGGAAGUACGACAGGUUUAAGCAAGAGUCGGAGAAGAAGAAGAAGGCACCAGGUAGCAGGUAGAGGGAGGGAGGGAAUUAGGGAAAUGACAAAGAGGUGCACAGGUUAUCAUACAAAGUCCCAGGUGUGUGUGUCUGUGCGUGCGGUGUCCUGAUCUCUCGAACGCUGGUUGGGUUAUGUGUUUGUUUUUUAUCGUCUGACUUGCACGGUUCUGGCGGUUUUAAAGGGGUGAGGGGGUUUGUGCAGAUACAGUCCAGUCAUGUAUAAAUCUUUACUUAGAAGGACUUACGUGUGUGUGACUGUGUGUAUACAUGUAUGUGUGUGUGUGAAGUGUGGAGUCCGUAAUUGUUAAUGGAUAUCAGUGGUAUUUAUUCUUGUUCAUCUUUGACCAGAAAAGAUUUACAGGGUAACUCUGCUAAGCUUCCCAGAGCAUGUGUGUGUGUGUGUGUGUGUGUGUGUGAGUGUGAGUGUGUGUGUCACUGUCUCUCAUGCAUACAGUACUGACUCAGAUACGACACUGAACUGAAGUGUGGCGUGGUCUGUGGUGUGUGUGGUAGUGUGGCAGUGUGGCCCAGUGAUGCUUCUAAGAUGUCAUAAAAUGGCACGUAAUCAGAGCACCACUUGAAGAGGACACCAUUGGGUUGAUACAGUAAAGUUCUCUAAGGAAGCAGGCAUCAGAUUCUUGGCUUGUGGAGUGCGUGAAGUGCCAAUAGAUCCCAUAAUACUGUGUUGUUGUGUUGCGUCUCUCAAGCCAGAAUGUUGCCUGGUAGAUACCUUUUAGAUGUGACUGGGCAAUCCUAACCUAACGUCACUGGGUCAGCAUCACAUGUGAUCAUGACAAUAGAAGCAACUGUAUAUUUUGACAAGUAUAGACACAGAAUUCACUGGAUAUUGUACCACUACUUAGGACAACUGUACUGUAUAUACCGUUGCACAGAAACUUAAACGAAGGCUGAUGGAAGACUUUUAUCCUCGGCACGUACGUCUAGAAGCACAAAGCAGCGUCCCCAAGUGCUGCAUGAGUCAUCCAUCACUUGUACCCCAGUGUGUGUGUCUGCCAGGAGUGUGUAGCCUUUAACAAUACACCAAAGACCUUGUAUAUAAUUAACCUACGCCAGAGCAUUUUGUAUACUCUUGGUGAUCUUGUUGACGGCUGUUUUGUACCAGAAAUGCCCUGUCUGGUGAAGGGAACUGGUCACUAUGAGGUGUGAGGACUGUGAGGUGUGUAACAAGCAUAACUAUUAAUGGUGCUGAUUGCUGACUGACUGACUGACUGACUGGCUGGCUGGGGUGUGGAAGCAAGGUGGGCAUUCAUCUGUCAUUCAUUCAGGUGUGCAUUCAUAACCCUUUUCAUCUGCUGCUGGUGACAACUCCCAUUACUUUAUUGGAGGAUGUGAUCUUACUGAGCUAAAAUGGUAUAGAAUAAUGAUUCCAUAAACUGCUUUUUUUUUUCUUCUUCUUUUUUUCUUUUUUUGCCAGUGGUAUAUAUCUUUUGAAAUUUAGACUCGAAACUUCCACUGGAUCAUUUAAUCAAAUUUGGCUGUCAAAAUUUUAACUACAUACUCUAGGAGGUUUGAUCUUUACCAUCAUUCUCUGCUUUUGUUGCUGAUGCUGUGUGUCUUUUGAAAUUUAGACUCAAAACUAGCACCAGAUCAUUUCAUUAAACCUGACCCUUACAAAAACUGAACUAGAAGAUUUGAACUACACCAUCAUACACUCCCAUCACCAGUGCUGUACCUCUUUUGAAGUCACACUCAAAUCUUGCACCACAGCACAUGCAUGAGCUUAAUUAGAAGCCACAGCAGUGAAAAGGGUUAGUGGAGAAACCAGGAUGACUUGGAUUUGAACUAAGAGUGUUGAAUUUCACUAGUAUAUAAUUAGAUAGAGUGAAAUUGUGGGCUAAAACAGAGAAGAGCGUUGAUGAAUGAGUGUCUGAAGUGUUGAAGUCUAGAGAGGUGUAAUUUGUGAGUCUUUAAUAUGAGGAUCUGUUUUGGCUUCAUGGAGUGUUGAAAUCCAGGGUAUAUAAUUAAGAAGAGGGAAAUUUACAAUAAAACUGAGAGGAACGUUAAUGAAUGUCUGAUGAAGCACUGAAAUUUGGAGAGGUGUAGAUUUGUGAGUCUGGUAACAUUGCGACAAGGAACGUUGAAAUCUGUACUGUGUGAUGAAGGAGACUGAAAUUUUGGACUAAAAACGAGAGAAAUGUUAAUGAAUGAUUGUCUGAUGAACUGUUAAAAUCUGGAGAAGUGUAAAUUUGUGAGUCUUCAAUAUUAUGACAAGCUGUUUUGGCCUCUUGUUUUGAAUUAGUGUAGCAAAACAUAACAUCUCGAAUUCCUACGUAUGUGUGUGUGUCUCUUUCUCUCUCCCCAGCGGGUAGAGCAAGUCAUAUCCCAAUGCCUGUGAAUAAUAAUGCUGUAGUGUUAUCAGUGUUAGCAAUGUUUCUGCCAUUACCACAUGGUUUUGUUUUGGGAAUGUGUGAGGCAGAGAGGAAAGAAUAUGAGACGUGAGUGUUUGAGUGAGUGUACGUAUAUGUGUGUGUGUGUGUUUGUGUGUGUCAAGCUUAUUAUAUCCUGGUUUUUAGUACUAAAUUAUGUUUUUCUACAUUUUUUUUUAUGUAUAUUCUUUGCUGACACACAUUCCACUUCAUUAGUAAUGCAUUCCUCUGAUCAGUGUUUUGCUUUAUUUAGAGUACUGUAUUGCUGCAAAUUCUUACCUCCUCUCUUGUUAAGCUGCUAUUUCCUUCAAGCUGGAUUUCCUAGUUGAUAUAAACCUUCUGUAUCUAUCCUUUCUUUUGUGUAGCUUUUGUAGCACAUAUACCAUAAUCAUACCUCUUUUGUGUGUGUGUGUGUGUGUGUGCAGUGUAGGUGAAAUCACACUAGAGGCAACACGCAGCCCUGUCAGCUUUAUAAUAUAUGUAUAUAUUUUAGAUGUACUGUGAGAUGGACUGAGAUAUUCUUAUGUGAUGACAGUGAAGGGAGGAACGGAGGCGCUGGUGUUGUAAUCGCUGGGGAAGAGUCGCUGGUCGAGGUCAAUAGAGUGUACAGCUCAUCCCAGAAGUAAUGUCACAGGUUUCAUUAGCUUACAUGGGAUACUGUGACAAAUAGUAACUCCAUUCCCUGAAGAUUCUAGUUCAAAAUUAGUGGCCAUUUUUACUACUUAUGCUUUUCGCUGCUCUCUUCAUGGGUUGCCACAGUGACCAGUAUGUUCGGUUUUCUGUGCUGCCCUCUGUCACACCCACCACUUGCACGUCUUCUUUUGCUGCAUCCAUAAAUCUCCUCUUUGAUCUUCACUUCGUUGUUACUUAUGGAUGAUAAAUGAAGGAGGAAGAUUUGUCUGGUGAUCUGAUUCAGUGUACAACUUAUCAUUCAUUCCUUGAAGAGUCUAGCUAAGGGGAAAAGCUAUAAGGGUCAUUGUACCUUGUAGUUUGUAGAUGAAAGGGAAAAGAUUCACUUGCUGUUCUGAUUCAUUAUAACCUACCUGUAAUUCCUUGAAGAGUCUGGAUAAAGGGAAAAGUUGAAAGGGUGACUGUUCCUAGUUAGAGGGAGAGAUAUAGGGGUGACGGUACCUUACAAAUUACAAAAGGAAAGGGAAGAGAUUCAAAAAGAUUCAUGUGAUAAUCUGAUUCAUAGCACUUUCCUUUCAAUAUUGUUCUUAUUUUGAAAUCUGUUAAUCUGUGGCAUGAUCUUGUACCUUCCUUUUUAUUUCAUUCAUUCCAUUCAUACUGUGAAAUGUUUUAAUCUGUGACAUUACUUCUCACUGUAGCUGUACGUAUAUAUAGGUGUAGUCAUAUAUAAAACCUCCAUAGUCAGUGAAGAGAAGGAAAGGGAAGCAGGGAUGACAUGACAAGUGGUUAGGAAUGGACUUAACUUCUUAUUCAAUGUAUACUGUGAUAUAAGCAGUAGUAGACCCUAUGAAGGGGACAGUGCAGGGAGCGUCCGUGUAUAGGAAUGUGUGUGUGUGAACGUAUGUGUACUUGUGUAGGUGUGUGCGUGUGUGUGUGUGUGUGUGUGUGUGUAUACAACUGCAUAGGGACUGCCAUGUGAAGGUAUGAUGGCUUCUUGCAGCUUCCCUUAUUUUCUUAUAUUUUUAAGUUCUAAUGUAUGUACCUGUGUGUGUGUGUGUGUGUGUAAGAGGGUCACUGGCAAAGGCCUACAAAAGCUUAAUGAAAAAAAAAGGCCUACUGACAUGCCGGUCCCUAAAGGAAAGGGCCAAAAAGAAUCAUCCGAAAUCGUGUGUGUGUGUGUUUGCGUAUAUAAUAACAUUAAUAAUAAAUAGUUUAUAUAGGUUGCAGCUGCAAGGCUGAAAAUAUGUAUAUGAAUAAUAUUGGGUUGAUUUUUGGUGGUUAUAGAGUGGAGGAGCAUUACAGUGUGUGUGUGUGUGUGUCUCUGUGUGUGUAUCCAGCUGUAAGUUAUGGAAGUGAGAUUAUAAGUGUGAGGUUCUGUCUACUUGUGUGUGUGUGUGUGUGUGUGUGUGUGUGUGAACUAGCAGCAGACCUCCACUGGCAGAAUAAUCAACAGAAGUGUCAAGGUUAUUUCAAUGCUAGUUCUUCUUCAUUAUCAUUAUUAACUUAUUUGUACACACACAGAGUUACUACAAGUGUACUACUAUGUACUAUUACCACUUGUGCAUUGUUUGUACAUGUUGUGAAAGUAGUCAUUAAGGAUAUUUCAGUUUGUACAUUUAUCUUUAUAUAUAUAUAUAUAUAUAUAUACUCGUAUAUAUAUAUAUAUUGAGUUUGGUUUUCUCUUGUGAUAUACUUCAAUACUGUGUACUGUGUUGUGGUCUUUGGGGUGUUUGUUCUUAAUUUAUUUGUGUGUGUGUGUGUGUGUGUGUGUGUGUGUGUGUGUGUGUGUGUGUGUGUGUGUGUGCGCGCGCACAUAUUCCUUCAGGCAGGGACAGGAGCAGCAGGAAAUAUAGAAAAAAAAAAAAAAAGCUGCAGAAAUUAUAAAGAAUUGUCACCAGAAAAAAAAGAAAAAAAGAAUGAAGUAUAGAAAUGGAAAUAUACAAAAAUGGUAAUGGAUGAAGCUGAUAAAAAAAAAAAAAUAAAUAAAUAACAAAAAUAAAAUUCUGAAAGACUCAAAACACAUGAAUUAAAGCCACACAUAUUUGGAUUUACACCCGGUGCAUCAUAUGGUUAAAUUCUCGUAUUUAAAUGUGAUAUAUUUUUGGUUAUUUUAGUUCAGGUAAUGAAAAAAAAAGUUUCAUUUGCCUUAGUCAAAGAAACAAAUGUGGAUUAAUUGUACCUUCCUUUCCUGAUACAAUGGAGGUGAUCAUGUGUUACUGAAAUAGAUAGGUCUUUUUUAUUAUUAUCAUUGUUAUUAUUAUUAUUAUUAUUAUUAUUAUUAUUAUUAUUAUUAUUAUUAUUAUUAUUAUUAUUUACUUAUUUAUUUAUUUAUUUAUUUUUUUUUUGUUUUUUUGCUCCGUUGUUCCUCCUAAUUUGCUUUCAUAGUUCCUCAUUAAGUAUUGUGGCCGGCGGUGAUGUGCGCCGUGUAUCAUGUUUGUCUGUCUGUCUUGUAUGACUGAUACUGAGAAAUUUUGUGUUAAACCCAUUCUGGAAAAAAAACAUUCCUUGGAUUUGUCGAGGUGAAGAGAGGGAUAGCUCUCUCUCUCUCUCUCUCUCUCUCUCUCUCUCUCUCUCUCUCUCUCUCUCUCUCUCUCUCUCUCUCUGUAAAUAGCACAGUAAAGUAUAAAUGAAUUGGAUCAGAGACAAAAGCAAUUUCAUUCAAUACAUAGCAUUGCUGAAAGAUUAUAUAAACUUGCUCAAUCACUUUUUCUGUCAGUUGUAGCUCUCUCUCUCUCUCUCUCUCUCUCUCUCUCUCUCUCUCUCUCUCUCUCUCUCUCUCUCUCUCUCUCUCUCUCUCUCUCUCUCUC
Messenger RNA from Scylla paramamosain (green mud crab), 7767 nucleotides. RefSeq names its product glycoprotein 3-alpha-L-fucosyltransferase A-like (gene FucTA). Lineage: Eukaryota; Metazoa; Arthropoda; Malacostraca; Decapoda; Portunidae. Gene Ontology annotation, molecular function: fucosyltransferase activity. The transcript has 5 exons. The record is from RefSeq and is a predicted model, not a curated record. The coding region runs from base 442 to 1962 and encodes 506 amino acids. Gene Ontology annotation, cellular component: membrane.